Molecule: messenger RNA, 1682 nt
Organism: Neodiprion fabricii
Lineage: Eukaryota; Metazoa; Arthropoda; Insecta; Hymenoptera; Diprionidae
Gene: geminin
Product: geminin
Exons: 5
Coding region: 185-709 (174 amino acids)
Biological process (GO): regulation of DNA replication
Source: RefSeq, a predicted model, not a curated record
UUUCGUAGAUCACCGUUUGUGGCGUCGAAAUUUUGUUUGAAUUCGACGGUUGUGGUUUUAUGUUCAAAGAAAAAUAAGCGGCAAAGGAGGUAAAUAGGGUACAAGAUUACCGAAAUCUUCAUAAAUUUAAGUAUUUCAUUCCCAGCUUGAAUAGAACACAUUUUCGAGCCGCCAAGCUUGCAUCAUGAAGCCCGAAGGUACCACCAAAGUAUCUGCCGCCAAAACCGCGGCUUCAGAGGAUACAAAGGUAAGGAAAUCCUUACGUGUUUUGCAGCCAGCUGCGAAAGAUAAGGAGAACCUGGUUGGUGCCGGCAGAACGCUCAGAUCUACAGCUUCUGCAAAAGAGCUUCUCAAAAAUGAAAUGUCUGAGAAGACUGCAAAAACUGAAACAGUCAAGCGCAAAAAAGUGCAUCACAAAGGUAUCCAAACAACUCAGGAAAAAAUCAAGGUAUCAGUCGAAGAUCUUACCUCUGAAGCUGGACCAAGUGAAAAUUAUUGGGAAGUUUUGGCAGAACGCCGACGUAUUGCGCUCGAAGAUGCCCUGGAGGAGAACAGUGCCUUAACUGAACGUAUUGUUAAAUUGGAAGAAGAAAAUCGCGUCUGCAAUGAAAUGUUGGAUGAGACCAGGGCACUCGUCGAAGUAUUGCAGGAAAUGAUUGGCGAGGAUGGAAACGGUAUUAAUAACUCCUUAGAUGACAGCGCUUUAUGAAUGUAAUAUGCUUAGAUUAUUGGAAUGUUGAGCUAGGGUGUAUCAUCUUAUUUUUAAAUUCUGGUUUAUUACAAAGCUGCAUAACCUCAAAACAUAUCAGCAUUCAUUAUUUAAAACCAUGACUCAAUUACCAGCCAUGUAAUUGUAUCGAAGAUAACAGAACUUAAUGAAUUUGGUUUUUAUUAUGACAGAUUCGAUGAAUAUCUGAAAUUUAAAUUUCGCAUCGCUGAAAAACUACUGGAAACUUAAAAUAGAUAUUUUUCUCUGUUCAUUAUUUUCCAUCAAACCCGCAGCUACUGUGUUCCUAAGUACAAUUCAUCAAUUAAAUAUAUCAUUUUAUUUCUCACAUACGAUUUUUCCCAAAGCAAAAGAUGUACACAACUUGAAUACUCUAUAAACUGCUAUUUACGAUGAGACUAGAUAGCAGUAAAUGCAUUGAUUCUUUCAAUUUUCCAUUUCGUUAUAAUGUACUGAUGCGACUGGCUAAUACGUCUACCUUUAUUCUAAACAGUGUAAUUAUACGUAGAAUAAAGUAUCAUUUUUAUUUUUGUAUCAUUUAUAGAAUUAAACCAUAAGUACUCUUCGUCAUUUUAUAUAUAACAAUAUAAAUCUGUAUUUGACAGCAAUAAUUCAUCAAUCAAUGUUGAUUUCUAAACCUAAAAAAAAAAAAAAAUACGCUGAUCUGAUACUUAUCGCGAAUUGUUUCCUCAUAUCUAUAUUAUAAACAUAAAAUAAAUAUAAGUAUAAUGUAAAAUCUUAUGAAAUAAAAUUGUAAAACAAUAUAACAUGCGUAUGACUGAUAACAAAAAUCACAAAGAGUUGGUACAAACCACUUUUCUAAGCUCAAUUGCGAUAUUUCCACAAUUCGUGUAAAUAUUUUACGAUUUUCUUUGUUUUCCAUAAGUAUAACAUUUAUUUUUCAUUUCUUAUCGGUGCACAAUUACAAAUCGAGAUUGAGAUUCCAAUUUUGAAA